CCCGCCUUUUCCAUAAUCUAAUGUAUUUGAUGCCCAAUUAUUAUACCUGACGUUGUGAUUUCGAGUGUAAACAGUCACUCUGCAGUGUACGUUUAUGUGUGUUAAUGUAGUGUCGAUAAAUUAUUUAAGAAAGUAUAUCAUUGAAAGCAAGAAAGAAAAAAAAAUGUUUCGCAAAAAUGACAGAUUGGAGCGCCGGUUGGUGCUACUUACUGAUGAGCCGAUGGCCAUAGCCAAAUUUGGCUGUAGGGCGAUUUUUGCAUUCAGCUUUGGUUGUAACAUCAGUGAGAUACAUCAACAGCAGUCAAACGAUGGGGCAGACGAAGUAAGAGUGGCCAAGGCAGAGCCGCGUCAGCCACGCCGACGAUGAGCGAGUCUGAAGAAGAGGCAGCUACGCCACUUGCCAAGACUCGUGGCCUACGCUUGUACAGUAGCCAAAUACCCUUUGGCCGGUCUGCUACGACCACCAGCUCAGCCCGGCCGAUGCUGGCAUGCCUAGGCGCGCUCCUACUUAUUCCGCUAGCCGGGUGCCAUGGGUCGGACGAGUCCCUGGCAUCGGCAAGCCCCUGCGGAGGCCACCUGACCGCUCGCCGUGGCAUCAUCUCGACGCCAAACUUCCCGGGCCCGUUCGCCGUGCCCAUCCACUGCCGCUGGGUCCUCGACGCCUCGGAGCUGUCGGACCAGGCGAAAAACGCUUCCGUCAUCGUCUACCUGGCCCAGCUGUUCGCCUAUCGGGGCCUCAGCUUCCACGAGUACGCGUACUACGAAUCCGAGACGACGAGCUUUGGCGGUGCGUUGCUGCACGACGUCGACGAGGGCAACGUGUUCGAGAGGACGUGGCUGAGGACUUACAGCCCGUACAUGGUCGUCGAGUUCCGGCUGGACAGGCUCGAGGGCAACCACGUGAGGGUCCUGGACAAGUUGCUCGACGUCUACGGCUUCAACAUGACGUACGAGAUGAGCGCCGGCGACGAGGUCAGGCCCAACCCGUGUUCCCUGAAGGAGUGCUCGCUGGCUGGCAAUUGCCUCCUAGCCGCGGAUCAUGCGACCUUUUACUGCGAUUGCUUCGAGGGAUUUGGUGGCGAGCACUGCGGACACGGGCCCCUCUGCGUCACGGACCGGGGCACCCCGAUUUGCCAGAACUCGGGCACCUGCAGGCACAUCGGAGCGGCAGCGGUGCGUUGCCUGUGCAGUCCGCAAUUCAGCGGAGAUUUCUGUGAAUUCUCGUCAGUCAACGACCACGAAACUGGUUGCCGAGAGGCCAACUGCAUUUUCCAGUGCCCCUUCCCGGGGGAGCGGCCACCGGGACUGGCGUCGCUGCAGGAACAACACGGGGGAGAGCGCCGGAGGCCCUGCCACUGCAAGAAGCCGAUUCGCGUCCGCAGCGAUCGCACGAGGUUCGAGUGCCGCAUCAAACUCACCAACGUCACGUAUCCAAAGUCCGCGGAGUUUGUCACUCACAACACCAGCCUCGAGCUUCGACUCACCAAGCAGCUCACCAAGUACAUAAAGGACUCGCACGUGUCAUCUACAGAGGACUUGAGGAUUCUGAGUGUGACUCGAGCGUUGGAGGUGAACUUUCAUCUGUUCGGCGAGUCGCGCGAUGGUGACAAGAUCCGCGGGGCCCUGAACAAGUUGGUCCAACGCAGGAGGCUCGGCGAUUUUUUUCUCGAACCAUCGCACUUCACCUUCCAACAAAAACCGGCCCUUAGACUUCAGUCCCUGGGGAUCAAUCAACCAAACGAACGUCGAGUACAGCUUGGCGAUCAAUUUAUAUUGUCGUGCAUUGCCGUGGGCAGCUCCGAUCUCAAGUUCAACUGGUACAAGGACAACAAACUGGUCAACAUGAGCAAAUCGAUCAGGGGUAUUUGGUACAGACACUUGCCGAGCGACGGCUCGGAUUACCACACGUCAGUACUGACGGUGGAAAAAGCCACACUACUCGACGCGGGCGUUUUCACCUGCCAGGCCGUUGAUUGGGGCGUGCAGCAAUGCAAGAGCACUCGGAUCGCUGUGAUAGACAAUCCAAAUGUCAAGAUCGUGCCGAUGAGCACCACCGUCGAAAUAGGCAGCACGGUGCGUCUGAUGUGCACAACGCCCAAUAUGCGCGACAUCGGCAUCGGCUUCGGCUGGACGAAGAACAGGGCGCUGCUGCGCUUCGAGCCGGGCCAGGAAGUCUGGGAGGACCUCUACCCCGCGGGCAGUCUCCUGACCAUAAGCCGGAUCCAAAAGUCGGCGGUGUACACGUGCAACGUAGCCCAGCGCGCAAGCUCGGUGCGGGUCGAGGUCGUCAACCGCACCCUCAUACCGAUCUGCCGGGGUGAGAGGGCGUGGAGCCUCGACUGGCCGGACACGGCACCCGGGACCAGGUCGAUUCUACCCUGUCCCCAAGGCUUCGUCGGUGGCAAGGUGACCAGGCAGUGCGCUACGCGUAACUCCAGCAGCUCCGAGUGGGACUUGGUGCCUGAUUUUGCCGACUGUCUCUACGAGGGACUCGUCCAGCCGUACGACGAGUUCCGGAGCUUGACUCUCGGCUACGAAGGUACGAACGGCUCGUCGACGAUACAGGCAUUCUGGGACGUGCUUCAAUACAGGAGGUCGAACUUCUAUCCAGGCGAGGGCGAUCGUGUGAUCAAUCUGCUCGAGGAGGUCGAGCAAUACCAGUACAACGUGGACGAGCUCGGUGAUUUGCGCCACUCGACCGAGGCCCUCAUGAGGAUUGUCGAUAGGAUUCUGAGCAACGAGCACUCGAUCCUUAGUCAGCAGAAAUUAGUGUCAUUGAGUCAGCUGGUUCACCGGAAUCUUGGAUACUGGAGCCAAGACGGUACGGAAAGUAGCAAACAUUUGUCGCUCGCCGAAGUCGUAGUUGACAUUCUUCCGAUGAAAGUAUACUCCACGUCCACUAUCAUGUACAGUUUGAAGUUACCCCACGACAAUCAAAAUAAAUAUCCCGAUUGGUACAACGAGCGAGUUACGAUUCGUCUUUACCACAACCAAGUGCUCAGCAACAACAAAACCAUAUCCGGCAUCGUCGUGGUCUACCGGAAUCUGGCGAGAUUUUUUCCAGACACGUACAUCACGGAACUCGAAGACGGCACGGACCUGGAGUACCGAAUAAGCUCGCGGGUGGUGAGCGUGACGACGUCGCACGGAGUCGAAGACCGGAAUGACAGGUACGCCAUCGAGUUCGAGUUCGGUGGGGCUUAUUCCUCAGUUUCUUCCUCUUCCUGGAACGCGAGCUGUGGGUCCCUGAAGCCCGACGGCAACUGGAACCUAGACAGCUGCACCUUGGACGAGAGGCUCGAGCAAAAAGGCGGAACCUUGCACUGCCUGUGCUCUAAUCCAGGAACCUUUGCCGCUUUUCUCACAGCUCGUGCCGAGACGGUGAGUUGCGUAUUAUCAAAAAACGACGAGACGAACUUUGUGGUGAUCCUCGGGUGUGCCAGCUGUCUGGUACAGUGCUGCAUCGCCAUAAUCGUACUGACCGCGUUCUGGUGGCGCAAUCGGACGUGGCUCAAUUUUCUCAAGAUCCAGUGCUGCGGUGCCAUUGUAGCCGCCAUGGCCACCUUCAUUUACGCCGUGCACUACGAGAUUUCAGAGGAUAACCUGUCCAUUGUGGCGAUGUGCCUGGAAGCUUUUCUUCUGAUUGGCACGUCCUCGCCAAUUUCGCAGGCACUAAUUAUUUACGCCGAGCUCUCGAACAUCCAUCCGAGUCAACAGCUCCAGCCAACCGUGGUGGCCGUCAUAACUGGCGUGCCUAUUUUGGCGCUACUCACGACCGAAUUGAUGCGGAAAACCGUCGGCUGGAAGCACGAGUCCUGGUGGUUGGUUUUCGGCACCGAAGUUUACAACUUGUUCGUCGUAUGUUCGAUGACUUUGCUGCUCACCUUUUUGUUGCUAUACGUAGCCGUCAUUUACAAGACCAAGCCUCUGCUGUACAAGUUCACGAAGAAGGACGUUGUUCGGCUGAGGAUAAAAACGCUGCAUCGUUCGGCGAUCGUUAUUUUUUCCAUGAUCGCAAUGGAGGUAUCCUCGGUAUUCUACGUCAACUCCACGGUGGUCAUUUAUCAUUACGUUUUUGCGUUUCAGUCAGCUCUCCUGGGACUCAUAACUUUGUCGAUGUACGUCAUUAGCGAGGAAGUGCUAGUGGUCGCUCCGAGUCUUCGAAAAUUGAAAAAACACCAGUCGGUGACCGACGACGAGUUUACCUCGGAACAGACUAAAGUCCACCCCAAGGAUCGCGAGUCCGAGCGCGAGGUGUCGUCCUCGUCGUCGGCGGGUUGUGCCCUACCAGCGACUAUCCUGCUCACAGGCGUGUGUGAAUCCAUGGCAGCGUACCCGGAGACCCGAGGAGUGGCCGUUGGCAUAGACGCCCGCGAAUACGUCAACGAGGCCGCGGCUGGCGCCUACGCCGCGGCGACGAAGCCCCUGCCCGAGAUACAGAUACACCACGUCGACGACAUCCACCUCGACAAUAACUACGGGCUGAGUGCACGCGCCAGGGUCCAACUACCGCCACAGCCGCCGAAAAUUUUGCACACGUUGCCGAGGAGGUACCAGGUUCACCACCCUCCACCGCCCCCCGUGCAGUUCGAGCAGCCGGCUUACGUGGUCAGGGGAGCGGGUUUUGCGGCCUUGGAGCCUUACACGACGCUGGAGCAUGUGCAGCCGUAUCAUCCGCAAGAGCUGGUGAGCUUGACAGCCCUGCAGCCGGCGGCCCUCGACUUCCAGCAGCACCGGCCGGGCCCACCGGGUUCCCACGAGCACAACCCAUCGCCGACUGUCCCCCGCAGUGCCCAGGCGGAGACGUGCUUGGGCGGUCGCGCGCCCACGAUGCCCGACGUCACCCUCGCGAUAAACGCCGGCGAGCCCGAGGUGCUGCUCCUCGGCAAGAAGCUACUGGGGAAACCGCCAAUGAAGCACGCGGUGGUCGGCACCUCGACGACCACGUAUACGGCGUCCGUGGGCACGGCAACGGAGGACGUUGGGGGUACCGAGGGUACGGCGAUGCCCGACAUCGCCAACACGAUGGAGCAGCGCAAGCAGCCCGACGGCGAGGACGUGCUGCUCAAGCUCGCCAGGUGCCACGAGAUGGUGCAGCUCGACGUUGGCGAGGCUGCGCCCGCGGACCCGGGCCUAACGAGCAACGGCAUGCUCGACAGGAUAUCGCACGACCUCGACUACCUGCUCAAUCGCACGAAAGACGACGCGUAGAGGGCCCCAUUUUUUUCCAUCAAUAUACAUAUAUAUAUUUUUUUUUUACCUUCCAUCCAGGAGGACUAUUUCUGUGCACGUCGGAGACUUCACGUUGAAGAGCGUUGCUCUCGUGUGAAAUUUUUUUUUUUUUUUUUUUCGUUUACUCGUGGUGGUUUCUGUAGGCUUUGACUGACCUCCUUUGAGCGCAAACAUUAUUGUUCUGUACAUAUUAUAAUAUGUGGCAGCUAUAUAGGUACCACACGUAGCUACUGAACGGCGCCAGAUUAGGCGUUUCGUGUGUAAAAUAUGUAAAAAGUGUGUAUUUUCGCG
Messenger RNA from Copidosoma floridanum, 5523 nucleotides. RefSeq lists its product as uncharacterized. Lineage: Eukaryota; Metazoa; Arthropoda; Insecta; Hymenoptera; Encyrtidae. Gene Ontology annotation, molecular function: G protein-coupled receptor activity. Gene Ontology annotation, cellular component: membrane. Gene Ontology annotation, biological process: adenylate cyclase-activating G protein-coupled receptor signaling pathway. The record is from RefSeq and is a predicted model, not a curated record.